AUGCAAACCGGAACCGGAAUCAGUUGCAUCGUAGCCAUGGUGGUGAACUCAGUCGAUGCAUUUGCUCCGCGUGCCGUCGAUCGGAGUCAGUCGUUUUUGCAGAAUCGCUGGAAUCCGUACGCGUCCGGCCCGGGGGAUGCGCUUGGGCCCGGCUUAGGAUUCGAUGGCCCGGGAGGGCCGGCCUACCACCACCAUCCGCCGGUUCACCACCACCACCCGCACCACCAACACCACUCCGUGGUGCAUCAUCCACUCGUGGUCGCCGCCGACGGAUCGCAAGGAUAUGGUGUGACGGCCGACGGAUACGGAGCCAGCGCGCACUCAGGUAGCAGUGGAGGGGGUGGUUACGAUUACCACCCACCUCCACCUCCUCACCCUCCGCCACCUUCCAUCAUCCAUCACCCGUUGCCACCACUCUGGCCGGGGCCGUCCGACGGUGGAAAGAGCAAGGGCAAAGGAGCGGCUCUUUCGGCGCUCACCUUGCUGGCAUUUCUGUACUUCCUGAACCUGCUCCAGAGCUGCCUCAAGGAGCACAUGGACACGAUGAACCCGACGGUGAUGGUGAUGACGGCGGGCGCAAACCGGCGCAAGUUCUACAUCGAUCGGAUCGACUCGAGCGUCGACCCGGCGACGGCAGGAAUCGGUUCGGAGGAGGACGAUACCUCGAGUGCGGAAGAUGCGGCCGCAGCCUACGAGAAGCUCUCCGAUCGCUAUCAACUGCUAACCACCUCGAACAGGACUCGAAACCCCUUUAAGCGUCCCACGUACCGUGGUCGGAACAAGCCGCCAGCUCCGGGCAGGAAAACUACCUCGAAUCGGUACGAAAAGUCAACGGGAAGUGACGAUCGGUUCGAAAGAUCAAGUGACGAACGUCGAAAGUGA
Molecule: messenger RNA, 882 nt
Organism: Anopheles coustani
Lineage: Eukaryota; Metazoa; Arthropoda; Insecta; Diptera; Culicidae
Exons: 2
Coding region: 1-882 (293 amino acids)
Source: RefSeq, a predicted model, not a curated record